Molecule: messenger RNA, 773 nt
Organism: Nematocida parisii ERTm1
Lineage: Eukaryota; Fungi; Microsporidia
Exons: 1
Coding region: 1-771 (256 amino acids)
Biological process (GO): translation
Cellular component (GO): cytosol; ribosome
Molecular function (GO): structural constituent of ribosome
Source: RefSeq, a predicted model, not a curated record
AUGGCAUCAAAGGGAAAAGCAAAAGUAUCAGGGGGAGGUAUCUCAAAGGGAAAGAAAAUCAGAUCUAAGAAAUCCGUAGAUGUAAUGAGCAAGAAAGAGUUUUACAAUUUGACUCUUCCUUCAAUAUUUGAAACAAAGCAGGCUGGUGUCACCAUAGUAGAUAGAAGUCAAGGAAACUACUUUGCACCAGAUGCUGUAAGAGGAAGAACAUUUGAAGUAAACCAGGGAGAUCUCAUGACAAGCUCAAACACUCAGUCAUUCAGAAAGUUCAAGUUUGUAGUUGAUGGAGUAAGAGGAAAGGAUGCCAUUAGCAGUUUCCACAGUAUGGAACUUAUUAGUGACAAGAUAAAGAGCAUUCCAAAGAAGUGGCACACUCUUGUGGAGACAUGCAGCAAAGUUGAGACUGUUGACGGAUACACUCUAAGAGUAUUCACUGUCUCCAACACCAAGAGAAAGCCAAAGUCUGUUAAGAAGAACUGCUACGCAAAGUUAUCACAAGUCAAAGCAAUUAGACAGAUUAUAUUUAAGAUUGUGUCCGAGGAGCUCAGUGGCUGCAAGAUCAAUGACGUAAUGAAGAAGUUAAUGAAUGAAACCAUUGGAAUGAGAAUAGAACAGGAAGGCAUUAAAAUAUACCCUCUCCAGAACUGCCACGUUAAGAAGGUAAAGGUACUGAAGAGACCAAAGAUUGACGAGACUGAGUUUGAUGUCAAGCAAAAGGGAAAGAAGGUCGAAAUGGUAUACGAGCCAGAAGCAGCCCAGGUUGUGGCAUAAGC